Tetrahymena thermophila SB210 is the source of this 1074-nucleotide messenger RNA. RefSeq lists its product as hypothetical. The transcript has 2 exons. The record is from RefSeq and is a predicted model, not a curated record. Lineage: Eukaryota; Ciliophora; Oligohymenophorea; Hymenostomatida; Tetrahymenidae.
AUGAACUAAACUAUCCAUAAUAUCUAUAAUAAUAUGUAAAAUAAUAUAAAUGACAUAGAAUUUUAGAAGUAAAAAUAAGAAUAAAGCAGGUUUCUAACUUAAAAAUAAACAGAUCCUAAUAUAACUCAAGCUACUGAUUGCAAAUUAGAAAAUAUAUACCAAAAAUAAGAUAUUAUGAAUUAAGUUUGUAAUGAUCAACUUUAACAAGACUAAUUGAAUAACAAUAAAUAAAAUCAAAUAAAUUCAUAGAUUAUCUAAAAGGAUAAAUAAGGUAGGUAAAAUAAUCAGAUUUAAUCAUUUCUUUAAAAUUUUGAAGAUAGCCUCAAUGGUGACUAUUCAAAAAUGGUUUAAAAUAUACAAAGUUAAAAAUCAUUCGAUAAUGAUAAAAUUAGCGAUAACAUCAGUGGAUCAGAUUUUGAAAAAAAGUGUCAAAUAAGAAAUGAUUUAAAAUAAGUAAGUAAAUAAAUGAACGAGAGUUUAAUAAAUUAGAAACUUACAAGCUCAUAGUUUUUAAGCUAGGAUAAAUCUUUUUUGUUUAAAAAAACAAGUGUUAGUUAAAAAGAAAUAGAUGUUAGCAAAAAUAAUUAAAUUUUAGGGAAUAAUAUUAUGAAUUCUAAUCCUUAUUAAGUUGUUAAUGUAGGUUUAUCUAAAGUAGCUUUAAAAAAUAAAUUAAACCCUUCUAUGCUUAAAAAAUUUUAGAAUGUUGGAGAACAACAAGAAGACUAUUUGGUAUAACUUUUUGAUGAUGAGAGUCCAAAAAAUGAUCAAAGAUAAGUUUUUAAUUUUUCUGAUAAAAAUAUUGAUGUAAAUGUUUAAGAUUAAAUUUAAAAUGAAGAGAUUAAAUAAUUCAUCUUAAAUGGACAUAUUACGUAGACUUAUUAAUAAAGCGAAUAGUAAAAAUAAACUAGAAAAAAGCUGGAAAGCUAAAUAAUUAAUAUAUUGUAAAAUCUAAAAACAUCUAAUAAUUAAAAAUUGAUUACAUUAUUAUCUUGUAUUGAUGAUGAUAAUGAUUAAGAUUAUGAUAAUAAUUUAGAUUAUAAGAUGUAAAUAAGAUAAAAAUAUUUAUAACAGUGA